AUGAAUCUUAUUACUAACGAUAAGGACAAUGUUAAAGAUAAUACUAAAUCUGAUACUGUUGCUCAGGAUGCACUAAAAUCACAAUUCAUCAAUACAACUAAUUAUCGUAGUAGCACAGCAUUAAUCGACUUCUAUUACUUUAAUGAUAUUCCCAACAGAAGAAGUUUUAUUCACAUAGUAAACAAAGAUAUCUUAUCUAUUUAUAAUAGAAAUACUAAUGAUGUCAGUAAUGUGGAAAUGAAUAUCUUUAAAGGCUUUAUUGUUACUAGGGGUAAUAAUAGCACCACUUCUGGUGGCAGCUGCAAUAAAGAUCAGGGAAUUGUGGAGAAAUUAAUUGCUAAAAAUUUACUGCAUUUGUUAGAAAAUGUAUUGAAAUUAAAUAACACUAGUAAUACAAAGGAGAACAAAAAGACAAGAGAGGAACAGAUUGAACUAGAUAUAACCGAAUUAUUCGUUUUGAUAUCCAAUACCAUGAAUUUUAUUAUUACCGCAAUACGUGACAAUAUGAUCAUUAUUAAUCAGGAUGUCGAUGGUAUUUUAAUAAUAGAUGACCAAAUCCUAUUACUAGAAUGUAUUUUUAAGUUUAAUCAAUUUUUAUCAUCGGAACAUCACUAUUUAUCACGCCGAUUAUACCUAAUUUUUGCAAAAUUUAUUGACGAAGAAUGUAUACAGUUUAAAGAUAUAUUUAUCAAGUUAAAUAGCGUACUCGAUGAGGAUAAGAAACAACAAUUUAUAACUAGCUUGAUGAAAUUUUUACUAUUACCAUCGCCAUUCUCUUCCACUUUUGAUAUUACUGAUGAUGAGAGAUUAACUUUAUUUAAAAGAGUGUGGAUAGGUGUUAUUUCGAGCUAUUCUGAUGAAAACUUUGGUUGCAAUUUAAUACAAGGGGAUAAAAAUCUUGCUACUAUGAAAAGAAAUGGGUUCAUUUUUGUAGAUUAUUGUGCGUUAACUAUCACGAAGCUACUAACCGGAUAUUUUGUCAAUAUUACCGCUAAUGUCGAUAAAAAUACUUGUUUCAAUGGUACAAAUUACAAUACUAGUUGUAAUAUUAUAGAAAUCAUGCUUGGAGACGUGCAUAGCGAUAACUUUUUCGUUUUUAACCUUGAAAUUUAUCAUAAAAUAAUACAGUUGUGUUCUUGGGCCAUUACUAUGACAAAGGCAAAUAACACAUCUGCAAAUACCAUAAAUGUUUUAGCUAAAUCUUUCCAUAUACUAAGUGUGUGUUUACAUUGUUAUUAUCUAUUAAAAAAGGAAUCCAGCGAUACAAACGAGGAUAAUACUUUGAUUUUUAAAUGUUUAGAACAAUUUAUAAAAACAAUAUGUGAAUUGAGGACUGUCAGUUGUGAGAAUAAUAAUAAUAAUCUCAAUAGCGAACAAUAUGAGGAAAAAAAGAGCACUGAGGCAUUUACGAGAGAUGCAAAAAUUGAAAGAGAUCAAUCAAUAGAUAGUACAGACGAUUACAUUAGUCAAUUAAAUGAAUUAAGUGAUAAUAUCAAUAUGUUAUAUAGUGAAGAAUACGAUGAUGAUGAUGAUGAUGAUGAUGAUGAUUGUGAUUCUUAUAUCAAUGCGAACAUGACUGUGAACAACUACAAAGAACAAGAAGAAAAAAAACGUUUUUUGGACCAACUUUUAAAUGAAUUAUUGUAUUUUAUGAUCAAUGUUUCAAUGAUUAAGGAAAAUACUGACAAUUUUAGUAGUAGAAACCCAUUGGCAGAACAACUAUUUAACCACGAGAUUUUUUUAUCAUUUAUAUCAAGCUUAGCCAAGGAUAAACAUUUGGAUAACACUUUUGAUUAUAUUACUAGAUGGAAAUUAGUCCUAUUAACAAAGGAUAUUGGAAUUAUUAACACUUUUUUUGAGACUCAAAUGAAACUACUGGAAUCAUCUUCGUUGUUACUUUUUUUCACUCCUUCAUUGAUAGAAGAAAUAGUAUUAUUUAAUCAAACUUAUGGAACACAAUGGAAUAAUACUGUUUAUAAAACAUUGUUGUAUUUGUGUCAGAAAAACGUCGAUAACGUUCAAGAGUUGCUCCAAUUGUAUUGUUUUAAAAUUAUUCCAUCGGAUAACAUAGCGCCCUUUGAAUUAGAUGCUAAUGUCAAUAACAAUAGUUCUGAAGAAAAAGAAAAGGCAUGUAUCAAAUUUCCUCUUUAUUUUCUAGAAGUAGAAAUGGAUCAACAAGGUUGUAUAUUUGAUGAUUUUGAAGAGAUCGAGGAAAUGUUUAAUGUAUAUUUGGAUAAAAGAAGCGGCUAUAAUGAUGAAAAAAAUAGUACAAUGCUUCAAUUGGAUUUACAUGGAAACAAUAAAUUAGUAAUUCCUAAUGUUCUGAUCGCGAAAAUAAUAGAAAGAUAUUGUGGAUCGAAAUCUGAGUUGAAUUUUAAAUUAUUAUGUUUCAGUAACACUACUGUUAAUUCUGAUCGCAAUGGUGCUGACAGAGUUGAUAAAUUUAAAACAUUAUUGAAAUACAGCUGUUUGUUAAAAUUGAACAGUUUUUGGAGGGAAAUGAUUCCUUUAAAAUUUAAUUUUCUUAGCUGCAGAAGCAUUGAACAUAUCUUAAAAUUUUUCCAACUCGAGAUUUUAGAUUCAGAAUCACCUAUUUUAUUUUAUGAAAUGAUGUUGACUAUAAUUAGAAAUAUUAUCUCGAAAUUGGUGAGAUUAUAUAGAUGGCCAAACCUAAUUGGCAAGAACGUUUCCUACAAAGAUAGUUCUAAUAAGAUGCUUUCUACUAAUGAUGUUUGGAAAUUAAUUAAUUUUUUAAUGAUAAAAUUCAUUAAGCAAACACCCAAACAUUUUUUAGAUUAUUUAAAAAUGGGAUCUUUCAAAAAGAAGGUGGAGCAUUAUGGAAAUAUUAGAAUAAUCGGUUUACAAAUUAUUUUAAUGUUUAUAAAAGAGGUUAAUAGAGAACAUUCUCAUUGUGAUAGUAAUAGUAUUUUUACAUCUCGUUAUUCAUUCCCGCAUAUGUUUAAUUAUGAGAUGUUUUCAAUAUUAUAUCAAUAUUGUGAAUUUAAAUUGGCUAGAACAAAUGAUAGGAAUUCUAAAAUCAACGUAGUUAUAAAAACAUUAAGAAAAGAAUUACUAAACAACAAAACAUUUCAAAGUAUUUAUUUUCUCAAUGAAUUACGAUAA
Messenger RNA from Saccharomycodes ludwigii, 3123 nucleotides. RefSeq lists its product as uncharacterized. The coding region runs from base 1 to 3123 and encodes 1040 amino acids. Lineage: Eukaryota; Fungi; Ascomycota; Saccharomycetes; Saccharomycodales; Saccharomycodaceae. The record is from RefSeq and is a predicted model, not a curated record. The transcript has a single exon.